Eriocheir sinensis (Chinese mitten crab) is the source of this 7562-nucleotide messenger RNA. Its product is annotated as protein turtle-like. Gene Ontology annotation, cellular component: plasma membrane; axon. NCBI's taxonomy places the organism in Eukaryota, Metazoa, Arthropoda, Malacostraca, Decapoda, Varunidae. The record is from RefSeq and is a predicted model, not a curated record. Gene Ontology annotation, biological process: dendrite self-avoidance; axon guidance; homophilic cell-cell adhesion. Gene Ontology annotation, molecular function: cell-cell adhesion mediator activity. The transcript has 23 exons. Bases 814 to 5877 code for a protein of 1687 amino acids.
AGUCAUCGCCGGGCGCCAAGGGGAGACUACCGCGCGCUGCUCCCUCCGCGACAUGUGAUAACCCACCAGCAGGCCAGCACCCCUGUGAGCACCCCCGCAUCUCCCCGGUGUUUCGUGCGGUGUACUUUAACGAACUCGACGAUAAUGGUAAUAGAAGAAACGGUAGAUUAACAUACAACGUGGACGAAAUUGAUUGAUAGUGGAGUUUUGAGUGACUAAAAGAAAUAGAGAUUAGUGAGGAAAGAGAUAACGAAAGGAAGGAAAGAAAGAGGUGGCAAAGAAAGUGAGAGCGAGGGAACGAGAAACAGAAAGAGAAAGAAAUAUCAACGGAGCGUCCCAAUCUUUCUCUCCAGCGCCCCCUUUCAAGACCUUGGUAUCGAACAAGUGGAGGCAUCCAGCCAUUCAGCCAUUCUCCCAGCGUUUGAGCCUCCACUCCGGCGGGCCUGGCCUCUCCCACUCCCACUCCACUCCCUCCCCACUCCACUACCAGGUGUGUGUGCGUUUUUGAGGUUGUAUUGGACCCUCGUGUGCACCUAUGUACGUUAGUGUCUUUGCCGUGCUAGUAUAACAAGAACAACAAGAACAACAACAUCAACAACAACAGCAUCAAGAGACAGAACCGAGACAGAGAUAGAGAGCAGCCACGAGAAGGUAGAGCGCGGCGGUCAGCGGGUGGCCAGGAAGUCAUGCAGCGCGUCAGCCCCGUCAGCGCCUCCUGCUAGUAUGUCGUGUGUGCAUGCCCGCCGCCCGUCCUCCCCUCUCAAGGUGGCGUGUGAGGGCGACCUGUGCUAUGGGUGAGGGCUGGGUGUCAGAAUGGUACGGCGCGCGGGGCAUGGAGCUACACUACCCACUCCCACCCCACCAGCUCCGCCUCCCCCUCCUCCGCCCCCUCGGCCGCCACCCCCCUGCACCAUGGCUCUCGUCUCUCUGCUAGUCCUCCUGGGUCUCCUCUCCUCAGGGGCGUGUUCGCAGUACGGGGACGCAGAACACAUUACGGCCAUCCUAGGCGAGUCGGUGGUGCUCAACUGUCCCGUCUCGCAGCCCAAGAUCGCCUACAUCAUACAGUGGAAGAAGCAGCACCACAAAAUCCCCAUAUACAUUUGGUACGAAGGCUAUGACCCCCACGUGGAGGAGAACUACAAGGGUCGGGCGUCCAGGGUUAACCCGGACACCACCUACGGCCUGGCCUCGCUCAACCUAACGUCGGUGAAGGAGGAGGACCAGGGCUGGUAUGAAUGCAAGGUCUUCUACCUGGACCGAACGGGCGCCACGGACAACGGCACAUGGAUCCACCUCGAUGUUCAUGCUCCCCCUCGCUUCACCACCACCCCGGAUGAUGUCACAUACGUCAACAUCGGCGACUCCAUCAUCCUGAACUGCGAGGCGGAGGGCACACCGAAGCCUGAGAUCUUCUGGUACCGCGACGACAAGACGGUGGAGCCCUCGGAGACGGUGGGCAUCUUCAACGACGGGACGGAACUCAGGAUCAACAAGAUAAGGGACGAGGACAUCGGCGACUACGUGUGCGUCGCCAGGAACCCCGAGGGACGCGUGCACCACGACGCCAAGGUGGUGAUUGCAGGCGGCGCUGUGAUCGUCAAGCCGCCCCAGAACCAGACGCUGCUUGAAGGGGAGAAGGUGGAGUUCCCGUGUGAGGCCAAGGCUUUACCGGGCAACGUGACUGUCAACUGGAAGCGUGAGGGGGUCUCUAUCGACAAGCUCUCCUGGCUGGACUCCCGCUCCUUCAUUCGCCGCGACGGAGCGCUCGUCAUCAACCCCACCAGCUCCGAGGAUGGCGGCUUCUUCACGUGCGAGGUGUCGAAUGGCAUCGGUACCCCACAGAAGGCGACGGCUUAUCUCAACGUGGAAUACCCGGCCCGCGUCACGUUCACCCCCACCGUGCAGUACCUCCCCUUCCGGCAGCAGGGCAUCAUCAAGUGUUACAUAAAGAGCAACCCGGCCAUCCAGUUCGUCACGUGGAUCAAGGAUAAGCGGCUCUUCGACGCCGACCAUGACAGCACUGUGGUUAAACUCAACAAUGGCUCGCUCCUCAUCACGAAGGUGAACCAGUCUCACCAGGGUCGCUACAGCUGCACGCCCUACAACCGCCACACCACCGCAGGCUCCUCGGGCGACAUGGAGGUGCUGGUGAGGGAUCCCCCAAUCAUCACCCCGCGGCCCCAGCCCCAGUACCACGGACAGGUAGGGGAGGAGGUGACCCUCGUGUGUGGGGGUCAAGGCUCCCCGACCCCUGAAGUCACCUGGCGCCGGCGUGACAGCCACAAUCUUCCCCGUGACCGCACCAGCAUCAUAGGAGGCAACCUGACCAUCCGCAACCUGCACAAGAGCGACCACGCCUACUACGAGUGCGUGGUGAGCAACGACAUCGCCACGCUGGUCACCACGACGCAGCUCCUGGUCGAGGGCACAACACCGCACCCGCCCUACAACAUCUCGGCGGUGACACAGCCUUUCAGCAUCAAGCUCUCCUGGCUGCCCGGCUAUCCAGGGGGGAAGGACUGGGAGCAGCAGUACACAAUAUGGUACCGCGGCCUGGGCUCCCGCACCUGGUCCCAGAUUGAGGUGAAGCCCAAGGGGAGCACCAGCGUCACCAUCUACAACCUGGACCCCGAGCACACCUAUGAGAUCCAAGUGCAGGGCAAGAACGCGCUGGGCGACGGCAUGUUCUCCGACAUCAUCACGGCCACCACCAAAGGUGACCGUGGGGCGCCAGCAGGGACUCACUCCUCCACAGUAGAUCCGACUACGACGCCCGUUUAUGAUUAUAGCAUGGUUGUGUUUCCCACUGACGCAUCCGGCGCCACCUACGUCCCCACCAUCCUUAAUCCAUCAGGAUCGCUUCCGCUAGGCCCUCCACCACAACCUCCACGCAAGGUGACGAUUAAGAAAGCAAAGGAUGGCUCGGACGGCUACAUUAUCUCCUGGCUACCCCCAGAAAACCUCACCGUUCCAGUUGCCUACUACGACAUCGAAUACCGAAUAGACGGAACCUGGAAGAAGCUCAAUGAAGACCAUAUUACCGGUACCAAGUUUAAAGUCAAGAAGCUGCAGUCUGGGAAGAAGUACCACUUCCGUGUUUACUCCAAGACCCUGAGGAGCUACUCACACUCCCCCACGGUGUCCUUCGAUGCCCCUAUACAGAACAAGGAAAAAGCAAUAACAGCAGCCCUGGUGGGGGGGAUUCUCUUCUUUAUCGUGGCAAUCAUCCUCUCCGUGUGCACCGUCAAGAUCUGCAACAAGCGCAAACGCAGGAAGCAAGAAAAAGAAAUCGAAUCACAUAUUUUCUAUGACACAGCCUAUGAUGUUGUGGCGUGUCGCGUGUCAGAGUCAAGAAAUGGAGGCCACGGCUCCAGCCCAGUCCCCCUCAAGAAGUUACUACGGUGCGGAAUACCAGGUUUAAGGUGGGAGUGGGCGUGGGUAGCCGGUGUGCUGCUGGGGAGCCGCCUCCUUGACUCUACAGACAGCAGGCCAUUGGACACCAGCACCACCACACAGGACCUGGGCAGCCGGGGACAGGAUGUGGCGGGGAGUUCAGCCGACGAGGACUUUAGAGAGUACGGGGUGGAACGCGGCCGCAGGUUUCCCCGAGACGUUCACUACUCGGUGGAGCUGGAAUACACACAGCCCCUCAGCUGGAUCAGCCGCACUACUGAUGGACGCUUUGUUCUGGACGAGGACAGCGAGGAAGGGGGAUUCACCUCACCACGGAGACCCAUCAGAAGUGUUGGGGGGAGACAAGCAAGCAGGAUCCAGAGCAGAGUUCCUCCAGAGUGGCCAAGGGAAGAGGGUCAGGGUGUGGAGAGUGGAGUGUACCACGUGCGGGCUGGGGCCGCCAGCCGCCAGCUCCGCCGGCAGCCACUGCCACCUCGCCUCAGCCUGCGCUCUGAUGGCUCUGGAGCCAGCACUCAUGAGGAGCCACGAGUGGGAGGGGCUGGUCUGGGGGGACCACACACGGUGCCAGCUGGCAGGUAUGGUGUGUUCCACCCACACACCUCGAUGCGCUCGCCAGAGUUUGGGCGACACGUCAUACCAGAGAGCCCGAGCGACAGUGUGUGGUCGCCACGCUCCAGGCGCUUCAGGGCCUCUUCCCCGGGGCCAUUGAGCUCAGAGUGGAGUCAGCUGGCCCAGUUGGCCUCUUUCAGUGAAGUGAGCAGUGUACAGCAGCCGUCUAGUGUGGAGCGAUCCUUUCCUUCUACAGUUCUUUCAUCUUUCCCCAAUUCAGCCCAGGACACACCCACGGCUCUGGGCAUCUCAGCCACCCUGCCUCCUCCCCGCCGGGAGGAGUUGUUGCCGUCUCGUCAGUACCCAGGACGCCAGCUGCCGCCUCUGUCCACCUCUCAGCUGCGUUCUGGUCAAAUCCUUGUUGGGGCACAAGUUCAUUCCCCACCAUCACGAUUCCAACCACAGUUGCAGGCCUGGGGCUCAACCUCACGAUCCCAGCUGGACCCAGCCUGGAUCACUCCGAGGCGCCCUGCUCGUGUGUGGCCCAUGGCCCGGCCUGUUGGUCAUGCUGCUCGACCCUCCGGUCGACCAGUCGUGACAGUUUUAGAGUCCGGGCAGCAUGUGCAUGCUCCACCAAUGGUUCGAGAGGCUCUUGGCCACAUCCAGCCUCCCCGCAUCCCAGACAUCCCUCGCCACUAUGUCAAUCUUCCUCCAAGACGUGACACUGAUCAACGAAUACUGGGGCGGGCCCCCCCCUGUUUGCUCAAACCUUCCUCCUCAGAAAAUCAAAAGCCACUGGCUACUAGCUCGCCCCCCCGCCCCCGUGCCACUCAGGGUCAGCCUGGGGCCCAGAGGCUUGCCAGGACUCGACCUCUGCCUCCUCCUCCCCCGACCAGUACAAAGACUAGUAGAGCACCCGAGCCUGCUGUGCCCAGAGCACCGGGCAGGACGAGAGACAGUGACUCCAGCAGUGAUCAGCCAGUGACGUACACGCGGGAGCGCCUGCAGGAGGCCAUUGGGCGGGUGCGUAGCGGCCUCUUCGGAGAGGCACCCAGAACCAGCAGUGCCCCUGAGCUACGGCCUGCGGGAAGAAGUGAGCCAAGGCAGACGACCCGUCAUCAGCCUAGACCUGCCUAUGGUGGCAGUGCACCAGAGAGCAGGGAACAGUCCCAUGAACAGUCUCAGGAGCAGUCCCCAGACUCCUCCAGUGGGUUUGGUAGUAAAAAUACAUCUCAGCAACAGAGCUCCUCUCAGUCCGGGCAGUCAUUACUAGCACUAGGUCUUGAUACCUCACGUUUAGAAGCUUCUGAAGCAACAGAACCUGGAGAAGUCCCAGAGCCAGCUGCAGGAGCUCCCCCUGCCUGGGUUCUGGCCGGGCCUCGCGCUCGCCCAACACCUUGGAUGCGGCCUCCAAAUCCUCCACCUUACGAAGAGUGGGCUGCACGGCAGGUCUUGCCGCAGUUCCGCAUGCCAGUCCUCAGCCAGCAGCACAAGCCGUACAUCAUCCCUAGUGUGUCGGAGAGACGACAGAUGCUGGGGUCUGCUGGCCUGGAUGCCAGUGUGGAUUCCAGCAGCUCAGUGAAAGUGUCCCCCCGGCCCCGACCCCGGCCACCGCCACCCAUCACUACACCCCUGCCUCCGCAACAGCCACUUGAUGUUAGUGUGGACGAUCACUAUGAAUUUGAUACUGUGUUGAGUCCAACACCUGGGGAGGAUUCAGCAGCAGAGUGGUCAAGGACCCGUGUUCCGUCAGGUGAACGUGGCCUCAGCGACUCUGAGAUCUACGGGUCAGGUGGGCGGCGGCGCCACCAGUCCAUGGAGGCACGUGUGGCUGCCAUGAAGCAAGAAUUCAAUGAGUACAGAAAAAGACAAGCAAGGCGUAGACGAAGUCGAGAGAUGGAAAGUGUGUGUUGAUGGGAACUGAAGUGUAGAAGUACAUUAGGUUAGGACUGCAAUUAGGGGAUGUUGUGACUAUCAGCCCCAUCCGUGUGUGAGCUACAGACUCAAGAGACAAGUCUUUCAGGUGGGGAGAGAAGGGCAAGGCUUGCCAGGCGCUGCCGCCACAACCAGUAAUACUCACUGUAGUGAUGACGCAGCUCCAGCCGCGUCCUGAGAACUGUGCAAAUUGUUGAAUUUUAUAUAUUCCUAUUGGAUCUCUGUUUUAAAAAAAAGUUCUCUUAACUUUGUAUUGUAGUUAGAGAAGCCCUUUCAUGUGAUAACUACAAUGCCCAAGUGACACGUUCAAGCAAAGUAAGAAGCACAAUUUCUGUCUCCGCUGCAUCACCUUCACUCUCGAGAACACUCAGACUGUCACCUGUUGAGAGUCCUCCACCCCACAACUUGCCAAGUAUCUCGGAUGAAGACUUAUUCAGGAACAUUUGACAUGCUUCUUCUUUAAGGGUAUACUAGUCCCACAACACCAGUUUAUUUAUCUUCAUUUAUUCAAAAUUUACAUGAAUUGUUUUCAUUUGUAAGCUUACCAAUUAAAUACCCUCAUUAUGUCUUUUAAGCCAUACUAUUUUGUCAUAUGAUAAUUUCAUUCUGAGCAUUGAUAAUUUAUUUACCUCGUGAAGUAGCCACCAUACCAUGUAAAGGUAAUUUCUACCACCAUCAAUUUCUACCAUGUACUUGUAUAAAUUUCUUUAUCCACCUUGUACAAUAUGCAGCCAUAUCAUGAUAGUGUACACUGACCCAAGUGAAUCCUCCCCUUAUUUUAUGACCCAGGGGAUCUCUGCAAGGUGCAUUCAUUGUUUUGCAUGAAUUUCUAUAGGCAUCUUGUAGGAAAUCAGUCAUACAGUAUAUCAAUCGUUAUACAUAUACAUAUAUAUCACUGCCAGUAUGUUUUAGUUUUAUAUUCAAUUAAGAAUUUACCAAAAUGAGAUCUACAUAGGUUGUUUAACAUCUAUAUCUUAGGUUUUGUUUGUUUGAGCACAGCUGCAUCAAGGGUUCUGUAAGCCAUAUCUUACAAACUGAUAUUUUCAUUCAGUUCAUAACUUCAGACAUUAAACAUACCAUGUUUAUUUCACCCUACUGGCACCCUCACAGGUUGAAUUUCAUAUUUUCUUUCUCUUUUGUGGCAAAUUCAAUAAGUAUUUGUUAUAAAAUUAUGAAAACAACUAAAUGAUGUCAGUAAUAAGUCAAUUUCAAGAGUGUGGUUAAUGCUUUUAGAGAAUUGUCAUGUGUAUGAUAGUGGAAGUCUAAGAGUUAAGACUAUGUUACUGUUUAAUGCAGCAGCAGCACAAACCUAACUGACAAAUGUGAAAGCCAAUAGGCCUAAGAUGAUAUACAGAUAACUUCCACAGCACAUGCUUGAGCAUGGCAAGGAGUGCUAAGAGAGAGCAUCGAGGCAAAUAACAAUAUACCAGUGACAGCUUUGCAAAGUGGCUCAGACCCUCAGUGCAGUGUUGCAAACUGUUCCUCGCAGUGAAGCUGAAGGCAGUGGGUUGCAAGACUCACAAUUUGGAAAAUUACCUGCCCCGAAAGCUCUUAUAUUUACUCCUUAUCUUUAGUUCUCUUUGUACAAAUGUGAUAGCAGUCCAGACGACUCAUUUCAUGAUUUGCUGAAAUUUCCUGUUUUUUUUUUUUUUUUGUUUUUUUUU